Panicum hallii is the source of this 360-nucleotide messenger RNA. Its product is annotated as spidroin-1-like. Bases 1 to 360 code for a protein of 119 amino acids. The transcript has a single exon. The record is from RefSeq and is a predicted model, not a curated record. NCBI's taxonomy places the organism in Eukaryota, Viridiplantae, Streptophyta, Magnoliopsida, Poales, Poaceae.
AUGGGCGUGUCCCUCUUCUUCCUCCUCCUCGUGGCUUCCUCCUCCUCUGUGGCGCGGGGGGAGUGGGGCGGCGUGCCGCGGGGGAGCAGGGCGCCGCCGGCCGCGGGGGGAAGCGGGGCGGCGCACGGGCCGCGGGGGGAGCAGGGCGCCGGCCGUGGGGGGAGCGGGCGCCGGCCGCGGGGGGAGCAGGGCGCCGCCGGCCGCGGGGUGCAGCGGGCGCGGCCGCGGGGGGAGCCGCCGCGGGGGGAGCGGGGCGCCGCCGACCGCGGGGGGGGGGGGGGGAGCAGGGCGCCGGCCGCGGAGGGGUUGGGGGGCGGAGCAGGGCGCCGCCGGCCGCGGGGGGAGCAGGGCGCCGGCUGA